Siniperca chuatsi (mandarin fish) is the source of this 1221-nucleotide messenger RNA. Its product is annotated as transmembrane 4 L6 family member 5. The transcript is spliced from 6 exons. The coding region runs from base 481 to 1119 and encodes 212 amino acids. Lineage: Eukaryota; Metazoa; Chordata; Actinopteri; Centrarchiformes; Sinipercidae. Gene Ontology annotation, cellular component: membrane. The record is from RefSeq and is a predicted model, not a curated record.
CCCAAUUUAACUGUAUAAGUGUCAGAUUACAAAAUGUUCAUAUACAUAAUUCUGUAAUGGUCAUUUUAAAGUUGCUGACAAACAAUCUGUUUUGAUGUUUAGGUAGGAUGAGCUGUGUGUUAGUGAGUGACCAGAGAAGAGAUCUGAUGGUUUAUGCACAAAUAAAUGAAAACCAUGAUGUUAAACACUGACAGUAAACUGAAAAUAUAAAGGACCAAGAAUAUAACCCUGAGGAACGCCGCAAGUGAUUAUUGACUCUGUCAAUGUGAUGAUCAUGUUGCUGUGUGUCUGCUGGAUGUGGAAGUAGACGGCUGUUUGAGCUCAUGUUAGACACAUGCCACUACUUUAUAGAUGACUGGACUGUUUCCCCCUCUGAUGUUACUGAGAAUUCAAAAUAUUGAUUACCAAUACCAAAGGUUUUAUCAUGAUUUAUGAAGAUUCAGAAGAGGAAGAUUAGCAUUUAGCGACUAACACAAAACCAUGCUAACCUCUGAUGGCAGACAGAUGUGUGUAUCAAGGUGUCUGCAAUGUGUCGGCGUCUCUCUGGUUCCCAUGGCAAUCGUCUGCAUGCUGUCCAACAUCCUGCUGCUGCUUCCUGAACUGAAGAUCCACUUCCUGUUGGAGGGUCACGUGACCAGAGAGGCCACCUGGGCCACGGGCCUGUGGGGUUCUGGCUUCCUGGUUCUGCUCGGCGCUCGAGCGUUUGUGCUGAGCAGCAAAACCAGAGGCUGCUGUGCUUUCAGAAGUGAGAUGUUGUGUCAGAUGGUGUACUCCUGUGUGUGUCUGCUGGCUGCUGGGAUCUGCUGUCUGGUCAGUGCCACCGGUCUCUCUCAGGGUCCUCUCUGUUUGUACAACUCCACCUCCGGUUCGACCUGGGGGGUCCCGCUACAGCCCCUUCCAAACCGUCAUGCAGGCUAUCUCUACAACAGGACCAUGUGGUCUGGAGUGUGUCUGGAGCCCAGAGGUGUGGUUCCAUGGAACGUAGUUCUGUUCAGUGUGAUGGGUGGCUCCAGCGGGCUGCAGACUCUCCUCUGUGGAGCCAACAUCCUCAACUCACUGCUGGGACUGAUCCUGGGACAGGGCUUUUGCCACAACAAGGUCAUUCCAGUUUCAGUUUGACAGGCCGUCAUGGAUCCUGAAUGAGGAUACCAGCUGUGACAAAACUCUUCACAAUCAACACUGAAGGCGUCACUUUGGGCUCUGGGUCGUCGUGACGGCGUU